Aethalodelphis obliquidens (Pacific white-sided dolphin) is the source of this 2709-nucleotide messenger RNA. It is a transcript of the gene ZMYND10, whose product is annotated as zinc finger MYND-type containing 10. The transcript has 12 exons. The record is from RefSeq and is a predicted model, not a curated record. Lineage: Eukaryota; Metazoa; Chordata; Mammalia; Artiodactyla; Delphinidae. Bases 1060 to 2415 code for a protein of 451 amino acids. Gene Ontology annotation, cellular component: centriolar satellite; cytoplasm. Gene Ontology annotation, biological process: inner dynein arm assembly; outer dynein arm assembly; motile cilium assembly.
AACCAACAAUGGGCAUGUAAAAGUGCCUGCUAAUUAUAAACUGAAAUAAAUAGCCAGAAAGAAUCAAUGGGGAAGCUGAGAUGAAAAGUGAGUUGGGAUGGGAGCUGAGGCUGCUCUGCAUCAGAUUCUCAAGGAAGGCCUAGCUGAACUGACUUAAAUUGAACUCUGAAGGAGGAAGAGUAUUCCAGACAGAGGUAACAGGCGCAAAAGCCCUGAAGCAAAAGCCACUUUAGGAUGUAUGAGGAAGCCAAGGGAAGCCCGUGGGGCUGGAACAUAUUGUAGAAGACAAGGGGGAGAGGGGGAAGAAAUGAAGUCCCGAGGUAGGAGAGGGGACAAGAGCCUGAUUCUGCAGAGUUGCUGGUAAGCUGCUUUGGACAUAGUAUUUUGAGGGCCAGAGGCAGCCAGAUUCACACUCAUGUGAAGAAGUAAUGUCUCAUAUACACCUUUAAAAGACUCCUGGUGGGAAUUCCCUGGCAGUCCAAUGGUUAGGACUUAGGGCUCUCACUGCCGAGGGCCGAGGUUCAAUCCCUGGUCGGGGAGCUAAUAUCCUACAUGCCACGUGGCGUGGCCAAAAAAAAAAAAAGACUCCUGGCUACUCAGGAAGGUCAAGGGUGGAAAUGGGUCCAGUAAAAAGACCACAGUAGUUACCUCAUGAGAGGUGAUGGCAGCCUGGCCUAGGAUGGAGAGAAGCUGUGAGCCCUGCGCAGUAUUUCGGGUGUAGAGCCAACAAGGUGGAGCUGCGCGCGAGGAAUACUGGAGCGAGGAGGCCACGGAGAGGAGCAUCCGUGUGGGCGGAGAGGGAGCAGCUACAGGGAGAGCUGGUGGGGGGCGGGCCGACUUGACGUCCAUCCGAGGAGGAAGCCAGAACGCAAGAGUCUGUAACUCAGGGAGACCCGUGAGCCGCAGCCAGUUGUGAGGGAGAAAGCUCCAGGAAUCUAAGGAGGGUUGCUACCCGUAGCCUGGCAAGCAGGCAGACGCUGGCGUGACGAGACCCAGCGCGGGCCGCCAGCAGGGGCGGGACCCAGACCGCAGUGCGCAGGCGUUGAGCUAACCGUUUCCAUGGCGGCGAGGACUCACGCUCCGCAACCGCUUUACAACUGUAGGGCCCCAGACUUCGGGCCCGCAGGAGACCGUGGUCCCCAAGCGUGUCAGCAUCCACAUCUCAGCGCAGGCCGCUGCUCGCGGUGGAACCAGCAGCACGAGAAUCUCGAGAAGCUGAACAUGCAGGCUAUCCUUGAUGCCACGGCCAGCCAGGGCGAGCCCAUCCAGGAGCUGCUGGUCACCCAUGGGAAGAUCCCGACGCUGGUGGUGGAGCUGAUUGCAGUGGAGAUGUGGAAGCAGAAGGUGUUCCCUGUGCUGUGCAGGCUGGAAGACUUCAAGCCCCCAAACACUUUUCCCAUUUACAUGGUGUUACACCAUGAGGCCUCCAUCAUCAACCUCCUGGAGACAGUAUUCUUCCACAAGGAGGUGUGUGAGUCAGCAGAGGACACCAUCUUGGACCUGGUGGACUACUGCCACCGCAAACUGACUCUGUUGGUCGCCCAGAGUGGCCAUGGUGGCCCCCCUAAGGAGGAGGAGUCCCAGUAUGGCACCCCCAUGCAGGAGCUGCAGAAGCAGGCAGAGCUGAUGGAAUUUGAGAUCGCACUAAAGGCCCUCUCAGUGCUGCGCUACAUCACAGACUGUAUGGACAGCCUUUCCCUGAGCACCUUGAGCCGCAUGCUCAGCACCCACAAUCUGCCCUGUCUCCUGGUGGAACUGCUGGAGCACAGUCCCUGGAGCCGGCAGGAAGGCGGCAAGCUGCAGCAAUUUGAGAGCGGCCGUUGGCAGACAGUGUCCCCCUCGGAGCAGCAAAAGCUGAGCAAGUUGGAUGGGCAGGUGUGGAUCGCCCUGUACAAUCUGCUGCUAAGCCCUGAGGCCCGGGCCCGCUACUGCCUCACAAGCUUUGCCAAAGGACAGCUACUCAAGCUUCGGGCCUUCCUCACAGACACACUGCUCGACCAGCUGCCCAACCUGGCAGACCUGCAGGGUUUCCUGGCCCACCUGGCCUUGACCGAAGCCCAGCCCCCUAAGAAGGACCUGGUGUUGGAACAGAUCCCAGAAAUCUGGGAGCGGCUAGAGCGAGAGAACAGAGGCAAGUGGCAGGCUAUUGCCAAGCAUCAGCUGCGGCAUGUAUUCAGCCCCUCGGAGCAGGAACUGAGGCUGCAGGCACGAAGGUGGGCGGAGACCUACAGACUGGACGUGCUAGAGGCAGUGGCUCCAGAGCAGCCCCGCUGUGCCUACUGCAAUGCAGAGGCCUCCAAGCGCUGCUCACGAUGCCAGAAUGAGUGGUAUUGCAGCAGGGAGUGCCAAGUCAAGCACUGGGAGAAGCAUGGAAAGGCUUGUGUCCCGGCAGCCCAGGGUGACAGAGCCAAGUGAAGGCUGCAGCUGCUGAGGGCCGAGCACCCAUGCCAUACAACCCCGUGCCCCUGAACCUCUGGAUCUCAGUCCGGCCUCUGCAAGCGCCCCAGCCUCCCAGGUGGUGAGGAUAGCAGACGGGAAGAGCUGCUGACCCAUCUCCCCCAGCAAAGCGCUCGCCACUUCCUGCUCCAUCCGGCGGGUAGGCUUAGGGUGCAGCCUCAGCAAGCUGGGGCAGGAGGCCUGGGCCGGGGGCAAGGAUCGGAUGUGAGGACCCUCUUCCUCCAGUACAGUAAAGCUAGCUUCCAGAAACAC